Messenger RNA from Phragmites australis (common reed), 945 nucleotides. Its product is annotated as large ribosomal subunit protein bL9c. Gene Ontology annotation, molecular function: structural constituent of ribosome. NCBI's taxonomy places the organism in Eukaryota, Viridiplantae, Streptophyta, Magnoliopsida, Poales, Poaceae. The coding region runs from base 50 to 646 and encodes 198 amino acids. The transcript is spliced from 7 exons. Gene Ontology annotation, biological process: translation. Gene Ontology annotation, cellular component: ribosome; mitochondrion. The record is from RefSeq and is a predicted model, not a curated record.
GCGUGCGAGCCAAACAGCCGAGCACUCUGCGCUACGCCAAGCGAGAGCAAUGACGACGCCGUCGUGCGCCUCCACGCUCGCUUGGAGCUCCGCCUUCUGCUCCUCCUCCUCCCCCUCCUCGCGGCUGGCUCCUCGCCUCCAGACGUAUAGCCGGGCCCCAUCGCUGGUCAUCGUCGCCCAGGGCAAGGUCAAGAAGUAUCGCCAGGUCAUACUGACAGACGACAUAAUAGAGGUGGGGAAGAAAGGGGAUACAUUGAAGGUGAGAGCUGGAUUCUACCGCAACUUCCUCCUCCCUAAGGGCAAGGCUACACUGCUCACCCCAGAAGUCCUCAAGGAAAUGCAACUAGAACAGGAGAGAAUAGAAGCUGAAAAGAAGCGGGUAAAAGAAGAGGCACAACAACUUGCCCGAGUUUUUGAAACUAUUGGGGCUUUCAAGAUUCCACGCAAAGGUGGAAAAGGAAAGCAAAUAUUUGGGAGCGUCACGGCACAGGAUCUUGUUGACAUAAUAAAGUCACAACUUAACAGGGAUGUCGACAAGCGUCUCGUGACAGUUCCAGAAAUUCGUGAAAUUGGAGAGUAUGUUGCAGAGAUUAAGCUUCACCCUGAUGUCACAGCUCGAGUAAGGCUGAAUGUUUAUGCAAAAUGAGCUCUGCAGUUAGAGAAGCUUCAGUGGAUGGCGACUUUGGUGAAGCCUGAUUUCGCCAGGUGAGGUCAUCUGCAAGCCUUUUGCAAUUGCCCUGCUUAGAUUUUGCUGAAACUGCCAGGUGCUGUGGCAGAAUAUGUGGGCCUGGUUUUCGUCCAUUGACUGCCCAUCUUACCUGUAAAGUCAUUUUCUUGUGUCUUGUUGACAAAUUUGUCUGUUGAUUUUGUGAGAUAAAAAUAGAGAGGGCUGUAAAGCACAAUUUGGUUAACGUUGUAGCUGCCAAGCAUUACUUUGUGUGUUAA